This is a messenger RNA of Durio zibethinus, 1794 nucleotides long. The record is from RefSeq and is a predicted model, not a curated record. Lineage: Eukaryota; Viridiplantae; Streptophyta; Magnoliopsida; Malvales; Malvaceae.
AUGAGCCCAACUAGAUUCACAGAUAAUGUUACUGAAGGUUACCUUACGUGGAGAAUGAAAAGGGUUAACAAAAUUAGGCCUCUACCAACUAAUGUUUCAGAGAAGUUGCCAGUCCCUGUUUCAGUACCGGUAUUAUCGACUCUUGAGAUUUCUCAACGAAAGUUUGAGAUUGAAAAGAAAAGAUUGGUGGGAAAUACCACGAAAAACUUUUCUGACAUGAUAAUCUCAUGGGAGAUGAUAGAGAACGCUAUCAAAAGUGGUAAAAUUGAAGGGUCUAAAAAGAAGACAGUUAUUUUAAGGAAGAAAGAGCAUGAGACACAUGCUGUCACUCACAGAAAUCCCUCACACCAUCCUUUUGUCCCGUAUAAUCCAUACCCCCUUACUACCCUGCCACAAACUAAAUCUUUCAACAACCAUACCAUUACCAAGUACCCCAACAACCACUGCCCAGACCAAGUUUUAACCUUCAACCAUCUAAUUACACCUCUGCACCUCCAGCUCGACCAUUUACCCGACCAACCUACCCAAACAUUAAUAAGAGGCCACCUUGUCGCUCCUACUUAUGCGAAACCAUUAAAACCACCUUACCCAAGUUGGUAUGAACCUAACGUCAAGUGCGAUUAUCAUUACGGAGUUAUAAGACAUUUUACUGAAAAUUGCACAGCAUUUAAACACAAGGUGCAAGGUUUGAUAAAUGAUGGGCUUUUAUCUUUUGAUACUAAAUUCAAGCCCAAUGUCAAUGGAAACCCUUUGCCGGAUCACAUUGAAGAAAAAAUCAAUAUGGUGGGUAAGAAAAAAUAUGUUAAGAUCAAAAGACGCACGGAUGAAGUGAGGACCCCUUUUGAACGGAGCUUGAUGAAUGAGGCCAUCAUUGAAUUCUAUGAUGAAUAUGAUGAAAAUAGUGUGAAUACAGUGGGUGACGAACAUCAUAGGAAGUCUUUUAUGUCCAAACCCCUCACUGUUUACUAUGAUGAGAAACCAGAGCCCCUAACUAAGAAAACUAUCCCCUCUCUCAGGACACCAAUAACCAUUCAUGUCCCUAGUCCAUUCCCUUAUCAGACCAACAAAGCAGUCCCAUGGCGAUAUGAUUAUGAUGUAGUGAUGCGAGGGUCUAAUAUGACCUCAAAUAGUUCGAGCGCGAAGAAUACCGCCAAUAUAGCCAGAAUAGGAAGAAUGACCCGAAGUGGUCGAAUUUACACUUUUGAAAUGUCAGAAAGGGCCAAGAAAAGAAAAGGCAAGAUAGGAGAAGAAGAAGUAAAAGAGAGCCAAGAUUCUCAACUGGUGAUCAUCAAACACAGUGAGUACAGUGUAGUGGACCAAUUAAAUAAACUACCAGUUCGUAUUUCCUUAUUGUCGCUACUACUGAAUUCUGAGUCGUAUAGGAAUGCUUUGCUGAAAGUGCUUAACCAAGCUUAUGUCGAGCAUAACAUUUUUGUUGAAAAGGUAGACCACAUGGUUGAGAAUAUUAUAGCACCAAAUUUUAUCACUUUCAAUGAUGAUGAAAUACCUCCGGAAGGACGAGGUAAUAACACCGGGUUUGAUUUUGAAAAUUUGACUCACAUUAGCGAGCUUGAUAACGAUGUUGAUUCAAAAGACUAUGAUUUACCUCAUGAUCUGUUGAAAUGGAUAGAGCAAGAGAAGAAAAUUAUAGAACCUCACCAAGAAUCAACUGACCCAUUAAAUUUGGGAGAUGGUGACAAUAAGAAAGAAGUCAGGAUCGAUACUUCACUAUCACCGAUUGAGAAGCAAAAGUUGGUGAAUUUGCUGCAAGAGUACAUAGAUGUAUUUGCAUAG